CGGUUUAUCAGGAAGGCUGCCGGCUCGGCAGUUGGUGCUCCUUGGUUGGUGCCUCGGGCUUUUAUUGUCGCCACGAGCAAGCGCUGCUCACACCAUGGCUCGGGUCCCGACUACGCCACAGCCCCUCGGGAGACGUGGGCCCUCGGAGCCUCUUUAGUGCUGGAGCUUGGGCCGCAGGCAGCUCCGCGGCGGCGGAAGAACAGAACCUCUGGAAUGGCUGGACUCUUCCCAGGCGGCUUUGCUAAUGUGCAGCAGCUGGACAAUGUUCCUCAUUAAUAACUGUCUGUCAGCAUAAUCGUCACAUCAUUUCACACUGGUGGCAGGGACUCAACCUGGAAUUCUGUAUAGAAAAAGCACCUGGAUCCCAAUCUUUCAAUGGCUUCGAGACAACCAGAAGUGCCUGCUCUUGAGCCUAGUGGGCCUCUAGGCAAGAUGUCCCUGCCCAUUGGGAUGUACCGCCGGGCAUUCAGCUAUGAUGAUGCCCUCGAGGACCCUACGCCCAUGACUCCCCCUCCAUCGGACAUGGGCAGCAUCCCCUGGAAGCCAGUGAUUCCAGAGCGCAAGUAUCAGGACCUCGCCAAGGUGGAGGAAGGAGAGGCCAGUGUUUCCUCCCCUGCCAUGACCCUGUCACCGGCCAUUGACAGUAUGGACAAGGUCCCUGUGGUGAAGGCUAAAGCUACUCGUGUCAUCAUGAAUUCUCUGAUCACAAAACAGACCCAGGAGAGCAUUCAGCGUUUUGAGCAACAGGCAGGGCUGACAGAUGCUGGCUACACACCCCACAAGGGCCUGACCACUGAGGAGACCAAGUACCUUCGAGUGGCAGAAGCACUCCACAAACUAAAGCUACAGAGUGGAGAGAUAGCAAGAGAAGAGAAGCAGCCAGCUUCCGCCCAGUCCACCCCAGGCAGCACCCCUCACUCCUCCCCUAAGCAGAAGACCAGAGGCUGGUUCACUUCUGGUUCUUCCACAGCCUUACCUGGCCCAAAUCUUAGCACCAUGGAUUCUGGAAGCGGGGAUAAAGACAGAAUCCUGGCAGAUAAAUGGAGCCUCUUUGGACCAAGAUCCCUCCAGAAGUCUGAUUUGGGAGGAUUUGCCACCCAGGCCUACAGAGGAGUCCAGAAGCCUUCUCCAAUGGAACUGAUCCAUGCGCAGGCCACCCGAAUGGCCGAAGAUCCAGCAACCUUCAAGCCACCCAAGAUGGACCUCCCAGUGAUAGAAGGGAAGAAACAACCGCCACGGACCCAUAAUCUCAAACCCCGUGACUUGAAUGUGCUCACGCCCACUGGCUUCUAGAGCUAUUUCUAUUCCAGGGACUCUGGAUAGGGGGUGUCUUGUGCUCAGUUCCCCUUUUACCUUGGCUCUGACAUAGGAAAGGUGUUUUUUGUUUUUUUUUUUAAACUCUUAAACUGAGGCUAGAGCUGGAGAUAUAAUUGGUUUUUGAGAAACAUUAGUGCAAAGCUUGUCCUUGUGUGGAAGAAGCCAUUUUGUAUUGCUUUAAAGUUAGACUAAAUAAUCUCAGCAGUGAUGUAUGGGGGACCUCAUUACCUAUUUUUGUAUCAUUUACCCUAGACAAGAACUUUGAUCAUUGCUUACUAGGUAAUGUUUGUGUUGUUCCAAAACUGAGGCUUCUUGAUUCCCUUACCGCUAUCACCCUGAGCAUGCACAAGUCAUGGAGUAGAGGUGUUCACUGACUAGUUUAGACAACUUGGGCCCUCUUGACUGUGCUGGUAUGGGGUGCUCCAGCCUUGUCAGUGAGGGAGACCUAAGGUCUGUUUGAGAUCAGGUAUAGUUAAAAGCCAGACUUGGUAGGGACCCCUCCUCCUGCAAUGAAGCUGGAGUCUGCUUCUUGGCAGACCUGCUGGGUCACUCGUCCUGCAACCAGUUCUGACUGUAGUACCCCUGGGCCAUGCUGUUGGAGAGAUGCUUCUCUUUUAUGGGUCACAGAACAAACACUAGUAUUGCAUAUCUUUUGUUGCACUUUAAAGUGAGAUUAAUUUAACUCCAAUUUGGUUGAAAACUUCCUAUGGGAGAAAAUUCAGUCUACUGGUUUGGUAUGGAUAAAUGGAUGUUAAACUUUUUUCAAGUAAAGAAGGUGGUAACUACAGUUAGAUUAUAGCGUUGAGGUUCGUGUGAAACUAACGUCACCCUAUUUUGAUUUCCUUGUUCAGGCCAGGACCUGAAACUUUUUUCUGGGAGGUGGAAGAAUUAAAAAAAUGUUCUGUAUGCAAUCAUUUUUCCCUAAAAUGAGCCUCCUACCAUCAUAUAAACUUAACUUUACUGAGGAAACGAACUCGGGAAGCCACCGUGUCACUUCUCCUCACUGUACACGUUCAGUUGUUGUCUUGAACACUGUCUUACAUUCCUGCUGUCUUUGGCUUUGGACAGGAUUGUGUCUACAUUAGGAGCUGAGCUGACCUUUCCAGAGAGGACCUGGAGUCUAAAAUGACCAGAACAAUUAAUUUAUUUAUGUCUUCUGUUAUGCUUGUAUCUCUUGUUUUGACAAUAAAAAUCCUUACUGCUUUC
This is a messenger RNA of Ceratotherium simum simum (southern white rhinoceros), 2523 nucleotides long. Its product is annotated as KIAA1191 ortholog. Lineage: Eukaryota; Metazoa; Chordata; Mammalia; Perissodactyla; Rhinocerotidae. Gene Ontology annotation, cellular component: cytoplasm. The record is from RefSeq and is a predicted model, not a curated record.